AUGGUCUCUCUUACUCUCACGUCUCCUCGGUCUUCUACCAUACUCUCGUCCUCGUCCAGAAACUCUAUCACUCAUGUAUCACAAUCGCCCUCCGUCCCGCCCUCGCCAUCGUCAUCUGUCUCCGCAGCAUCCACCUCGAGCUCGUCCAGCAGCAGUGGUCGAAUGAGUAGAGCCGACGAUGAGGACGCUACCGUCACCUUCAAACGCGCAUCCAUCAUGUCCAAUGUAUCCCAGAUGCUCAAGGGGAAGGACAAGAGCACAGAGGAUCUCCGGAUCCUCGCGGCGCAACAAUACAUGACGGAACUCACCUACGCCAUCUCGGAUAUUCAGACUCGCAUUUUCGAAAUACAAGAGUUACGACACAGGACCCAGUCCUCUGGCGACGUGAGCAACGCCACAAGUGUUGAUCACUCGCUGGCUGCCCUCGACGAACGUCUUGCAUCCGUUGCGACGGGUAUAAAGACCGUCAACGAGUCCCUGGAGCCUCUCUUGGGUCGUGCAGAACAAACGCCGACGUUGGUUAACCCUAAGCAGGAAGAAGAAGCGGCUAUCCUGCGUGUCCACGCAGCAUUGUUGGCAGAUUGGGAGGCGGUUCAGAAGGACAUCCAAGUUUUGAGAGAAGAGUUGAAGGAAGAUAAGUGGUUGACCGUGUUCCGCACCGUGACGGACCAGGCGGAUGGCAUGAUGUCCAGCCUGGAGAAGGCAGUCAAUCGAUGUCAGGACUUCAUGUGGCAGGUGCAGAAACGAGGACUGGACGAGAACCUAAAUGCAUCCAAUUCUUCGUCAUCGGGACGCUCUGAUAGAGCGUCGCUUAAUUACGAGACGUUCAUAGCCCUUCUUGAGUCAUUUGAGGCGAAGAAAAAGCAUUAUAUGCCCGCUACAACAAAAGUCCUGUCCAUCAUUGACAAAGGAGUUCAAGAUCGUGUCACGAAGAACGGCGAGUGUUUGCGACGACAUGCUGAGUGCACACAGCGCUGGCGCAACCUGAAGGAACGGAUAUCAAGGACGGACUCCGAUAUGGAACAUUUGCGGCGGCUCUUCCUGCACCCCAACGAUUCGGCUUUGAGUUCAGGAGGAUCUAGCCACUCGGGUAACUUGUCGGUGUCUAAGAACGGGUAUCUUGUCACCCCUCCGAGCGGCGAGAAGAAGGGUCGUUCACCGAGCACGAACACCCUCUCGCGAUCCAUCUCACCGUUCCGCAAGAUCGCUCGCAAGCUCAAAGGUGCUUCUGGAACGAAGUCGCCUUCUCCAGGCAACGUCACUCCAUUACCACCUAAGAGCCCUGCGCUUUCCCGAAUGCCGUCCUCAGAACCCGCGCGCACCCUGCGACAUAGGACAUCGAUGUUCACCUUUCUCAAUGGCGGUCAGCCGCUCACGCCAACGACACCCGAUCGUCCCUCCCACAAAUACAGUGCUAGUCUCACCCCAGACAACUCACCAUCGAAGAGAGGGGUGGACGCGAAUGCGACGCUCAAGAACCGUCCAGCGUGGAAUAGCUCUACAAAGGUACAGCCCGACGAGCGUUCUGCGACGAUCAAGCAGUCCUCUCGUCGUCCCUCCGUAUCCUCUACUCGGCCACGUAUGUCAUCGGACGAUAUACCCCCUGUUCCACAGAUGUACAAACGGAGUCUAUCGCGAAGUUCUAUGGCCUCUUCUCGACCGUGGUCGCCUGUAACAUCAACUUCUACGGCUCAGUCCUCGACCACACCAUUUUCUAUGUAUCGCCCGCCUUCGCGUUCACACACGCCAGGUCUGUCUUACUUCGACACCACAACGGUCUCACCUCCGCGCACUCGUCCGAAGACGCCUAGUCACAUCCCCACCCCUUCGACCCACCUCCGGUCUCUAUCCUCAUCUGUAUCCUCUGCGAACUCGAGCCCAUCGCGUGCACUAUCUCCCACAACGUCAAUCUCGGGGCAGCUCAACAAUUUCCCUGCUCGGCCCCCUAGCCGUUCGAUGAUCCCCAUACCGAGCGUUCACAUUCAGGGCGCAUCACGGCCUGGCACAGCAAUGUCUUACCGCCCCGACAGUGCGAUUUCCUUCUGCGGGUCCGCUGCUCGCGCCGCGACGCCAGAAGGCCUGUCGCGUAUGACCCCACGACCUCGGGCGCCACCCUCCAGCUUCAGAGAUGGUACAUCUCCUCGCACACCUGCAUCGCGCCCCUCGUCCCGCGCCGGCGCAGAGACCCCGGAUUGGCAUGGCGAGCCGGUACACUAUUACGCUCCCGGCAACCACCGGGACCCGCUCGACAUGGAGGUCGCGACGAUCGUGAACUCGAUCCCGCACAGCAUGAUCGUCGAGCGUAUUGAUCCGCCUCUCAAGCAAAUCCCGAAGGAGGGUGAGGAAGUUCGGGCUCAGUACGCAUUCUCGAACCAGCUCGGAAGAAAGGUUGUCACUUGCAAGCUUGCGACGAUGACGCGCUCCGGCAAAGGCACGACCAAGAAGGUCAUGUGCCGUGUUGGUGGAGGGUGGCAAGACCUCAGACUCUACAUUAUGACCCGUCAAGGCGCAGCGUGA
Dichomitus squalens LYAD-421 SS1 is the source of this 2517-nucleotide messenger RNA. RefSeq lists its product as uncharacterized. The record is from RefSeq and is a predicted model, not a curated record. Gene Ontology annotation, molecular function: microtubule binding. The coding region runs from base 1 to 2517 and encodes 838 amino acids. The transcript has 7 exons. Gene Ontology annotation, biological process: establishment of spindle localization; mitotic spindle orientation checkpoint signaling; nuclear migration along microtubule. Gene Ontology annotation, cellular component: spindle pole body; cell cortex; mating projection tip. Lineage: Eukaryota; Fungi; Basidiomycota; Agaricomycetes; Polyporales; Polyporaceae.